Messenger RNA from Electrophorus electricus (electric eel), 1434 nucleotides. RefSeq names its product septin 10 (gene septin10). NCBI's taxonomy places the organism in Eukaryota, Metazoa, Chordata, Actinopteri, Gymnotiformes, Gymnotidae. The record is from RefSeq and is a predicted model, not a curated record. Gene Ontology annotation, molecular function: GTP binding.
CUUUCUCUGUCGGGUCAUGCUGGAUUUGACCGUCUGCCAGAUCAACUGGUGAACGAAUCCAGAAGCCAGGGCUUCUAUUUCAUCAUCCUCUGUAUUGGGGAGACUGGCAUUGGAAAAAUAACAUCAAUGGACACUUUAUUCAACACCAAUUUUGAGAACUUUGAGCCAUCCCACUUUGAGCUGAAGGUGAGGCUGAGAGCUCAGACUUGCGACCUCCAGGCAAAGGAAAGAAACGUUGGAUUGAACCUCACAUCGGUGAACGCUGCUGGCUUUGGAGACCAGAUGAAAAAGCAGGGAAGCUAUUAGAAUAUUGUGGAUUACAUGGACACUCAGUUUGAGUCCUACCUGCAAGAGGAGCUAAAGGUCAAACGCUCCCUUCAUAACCACCAGGACUCCAGGAUCCAUGCUUGCCUGUCCAUCAUGGCACCAGCAGGCCACUCCCUUAAGUCUCUGGACCUGGUCAUCAUGAAGAAUCUGGACAGCAAGUCUAUCAUCCCAGUCAUUGCCAAAACAGAUACUAGCUCUAAGAGUGAGCUACACAAAUUCAAGAUAAAGAUCAUGAGUGAACUGGCCAGCAAUGGUGUGCAGAUCUUCCAGUUCCCCACUGAUGGGGAUCAACAUGGCCAUGAAUGUAUGUGCUGGAAUAUCCACCUGCCACUUGUUAUGGUUGUCAGCACAGAGGAGGUGAAGGUGAAAGCAAAACAGUACCCCUGGGCUGUAGUGCAAGCGGAGAAUAACAACUACUGUGACUUUGUAACUGAGAUGUUGAUCUGGGUAAACAUGGAGGAUCUCCGUGAGCAGACUCACACGCACCACUACGAACUUUACCGGCACUACAAACUAGGAGAUGCUUUAGACACCGAUGCUGAGUCCGAACCAGUCAGCCUACAGCAAACAUAUGAGGCCAAACAUCAGUAGAUUCUGGGUGAGCUCCAGCAGUGUGAGGAGAUGAGACAGACAUUUGUCCAAAGAGUGAAGAAAGAGGCUGAGUUUAAAGAAGUAGGAAAUGAAGCCCCCUGCAAUUUUUCUUUUUCUAAAACUCAAAGCUCAGAAUUUAGCAAGCUAAAGGAGGAGAGGAAGACUCUGGAGGAAAAGAUGCUCUCCUUCAGCACACGCAGACCUGCUGCCCAGCUGUUCAAAGCCCAGUCCCUUAACACCAAUGAUGGCAGCAAGAUUCCCAUCCAGGACUGCAGUAUGAUUCUGAAGAUUAGACUCUGCUGUGUGUUCCUCCUCUCCUUUGCUAUUGGGGCCAAUCGCAGCUCCAGCGAGUCUGGCAUGUACUGCUCCACUCUCUCCGAGUUCUUUAACACUUCCGAGAGGUUCCCUAAGACCUGCGCAGGCCUUGCUGGAGUGGAGAUUAUCGGCACCCGGACCCCAGCGCAGGUGGCACGGCAGCCUAGUCCUCAGGGGGACAAAUAUGUGUACCGUGUGUGA